GCCCCAUCGGGCUGUCAGCGGAGGCCGCCUUAACGGCGCCGCGGUGGCGCAAGCGCAACGCGGUUUCUCUCGACCGCACGGCAACCACGCGUACCAACGCCAACACCGACGGGUCAAGAAAGCGGGCAGGGGAGCAAAGCCACCAGCCCACCACACCAGAUCACCGCAAGUCCAGGACUCCAGGCUGCGAGGCUGUCACGUCCUGGCUCUCCAACAAGUCCUCCUCCUCCUCCUCCCCUCGCCUCGCCCACCAGUCUACCACGCCAUUCCUUACCCUCCAAGCGACGACUGCUCCCCCCUCCGCGCGCGCGCGCGCCAAAUCUGUUCACGCCGGGGCACGGGAGGCGCGGCGGCGGCAGGAGACCGGCCGGCGCGCGCGCGCGGGCGGGCGGGCACCGAUGCACCACAGGCUCUCGCGGGUCGCCCACAGGGUCCUCUGCUGCGGCAGGCAAGCCUCCGGGGACGAUCUGAACGACGAGCGGAAUCGAUCCAUCAGGUGGGUGUUCUCGCUGAGGGAGCUCCAGUCGGCGACAAAUAGAUUCAAUUACGACAACAAGAUCGGAGAAGGCUCGCUUGGGAGCGUCUACUGGGGACAAGUUUGGGAUGGCUCUCAGAUUGCUGUUAAAAAGUUAAAGAAUGCAAGAAAUGGGACAGAAAUGGAAUUUGCUGCAGAAGUCGAAUCUUUGGGAAGAGUAAGGCACAAAAACCUCCUGAGUUUGCGUGGAUAUUGUGCUGAUGGGCCUGAACGCAUUCUGGUGUAUGACUAUAUGCCGAACUCAAGUCUUUUUGCACAUCUCCACGGAACACACUCUUCGGAGUGCCUUCUUGACUGGCGGCGGAGAACAUUUAUUGCCAUUGGUGCUGCUCGGGCUAUUGCGUAUCUUCACCACCAUGAGACACCUCCGAUAAUCCAUGGAAGCAUCAAAUCGACCAAUGUGUUACUUGAUUCGGAUUUCCAAGCACACGUUGGUGACUUUGGUCUUAUGAAGCUCAUCUCAGAUGAAAUAGAUCAUGAUAAGAUUAUCGGUGAAAACCAACGAGGCUAUCAUGCUCCUGAGUACGUCAUGUUUGGCAAGCCUACAACAGGUUGUGAUGUCUACAGCUUUGGCAUAAUACUUCUGGAGCUCACUAGUGGGAGAAAGCCAGUAGAAAAAUCAGGCUCCCAGAAAAUGCUCGGGGUCCGAAACUGGAUGCUCCCGCUGGCCAAAGAGGGUAGAUACGAUGAAAUCGCGGACUCAAAACUCAAUAAUAAGUAUUCUGAGUCUGAACUAAAAAGGGUGGUGCUGAUUGGACUAGCGUGCACACACAGAGAACCCGAUAAGAGACCGACGAUGCUUGAGGUAGUGUCCCUGCUGAAAGGUGAAUCGAAAGAGAUGCUUCUGAGGCUUGAAAAGGAGGAGCUAUUUAGGCCAGACUCGAUGGCUAGUUCCGUCGGAACGACUCCGGAAGGGAGCACCGACUGCAUUCUUAAGAAUGAUGAAGGGCUGGCUGGGGCUUGAUGGGUUGGUUGGUACCCUGGACUAGCCCCUAGGUAUUGGUAGAGUGGAUAUUCUUGCUGAAUUGGAGCUUGGUCUGCAUGGUUUGGCUUGACUGAAAUGUAUAGGAUUGGUUUGUUAUUUAUGAUGAACUCCUCCCUUUUUUGAGAGAGGGGGAGAUGUAGAGAGGUGAGUUGGCUUUUUAUAGAAAGUGCUUUUUGUGUGCACUGGGUGGAAGGCCCGUAUACUCCCCAGAUGUUUGGGCAUGCUUCAUCCUGUUGUCAACUGUGUUGGUUACUCUAAACAAAAUUUCCUUCGCAUAUACAACUGAAUGCAGAUGACUGGAUGAUCA
Messenger RNA from Triticum urartu, 1827 nucleotides. Its product is annotated as PTI1-like tyrosine-protein kinase At3g15890. Gene Ontology annotation, molecular function: ATP binding; protein kinase activity. Gene Ontology annotation, biological process: protein phosphorylation. NCBI's taxonomy places the organism in Eukaryota, Viridiplantae, Streptophyta, Magnoliopsida, Poales, Poaceae. The record is from RefSeq and is a predicted model, not a curated record.